This is a messenger RNA of Centruroides sculpturatus (bark scorpion), 1886 nucleotides long. Its product is annotated as ubiquitin carboxyl-terminal hydrolase 32-like. Gene Ontology annotation, biological process: protein deubiquitination. Gene Ontology annotation, molecular function: cysteine-type deubiquitinase activity. Gene Ontology annotation, cellular component: Golgi apparatus. The record is from RefSeq and is a predicted model, not a curated record. The transcript has 6 exons. The annotation marks the transcript as partial. NCBI's taxonomy places the organism in Eukaryota, Metazoa, Arthropoda, Arachnida, Scorpiones, Buthidae.
UGAUGACAGUCUGGGUUAUGAAUAUCCUUUCACUUUGAAAGCAGUUCAAAAAGAUGGUCUACUUUGUGCCUUGUGUCCUUGGUAUAGUUUUUGUCGGGGAUGUCGUAUAGAAUGCUGUGAUGCAGAUUUCAAUUUUUCAGCAGCAUAUAUUGCAAUUGAUUGGGAUCCAACAGCAUUACAUCUUAGAUAUCAAGCUUCACAAGAAUUGGUAUUUAUGGAUCAUAGGAGUGUAGAACAAACCAGAAGACAGCAGACAGAACCUAUUAAUUUACAUGAUUGUCUUGAAGCUUUUACUAAAGAAGAAGAACUUGGAGAAGAAGAAAAAUAUUACUGUUCAAAAUGCAAACUGCAUCAGUUAGCUUCAAAAAAAUUACAAAUUUGGAGAUUGCCACCCAUUUUGAUUGUUCAUCUAAAACGUUUUCAGUUGCUAAAUGGUCGAUGGGUAAAGUCACACAAAAUAGUUCACUUUCCAUUCCAUCAGUUUGAUCCCACCGAUUAUCUGGGAUCCGAACCAAAGAGUGCAGUAAUGAACUGGAGGAAGCAGAGGCAUAACAAAACACUUUCUCACAGUAACAGAGAUAUAACUCUUAUUACAAACUGUAAUGAUGAUAUAGCUUUAAUGCAAAAUAAAGACAGUGACAAUAUAUUUCAAGUUCCACUGAAUCAAAAUUGCAAUCAACAUUCAAUUAAUGUUCCUAGUCAAGAUAAGCUCAUAACUUCAUCAUUAAAUUCUAAGAAAGAUACAAAUAAAUUAUUGAACGGUAGUGUGGUUUUUGAACAUCCCUUAAGUGAAAAAUUUGAGAACAAUAAUUUGGAUCUGGGUGAGAAAUGCAAAGAUCAAAUGAAUAUCCAUAACAUAAAAAAACAGGAAGAAAACUUUCAGGAUUAUCAUCAACAUCAACUUCAAAGUGGAUAUGAUCCAUUAAGUUUAAAAUAUAAAUUAUAUGCACUUGCAUGUCAUUCUGGCAUUCUCGGAGGGGGACAUUAUAUAUGUUAUGCCUGCAAUCCUAACAAUCGAUGGUAUUGCUAUAAUGACAGCAGUUGUAAGGAAUUAGAACUUGAUCAGAUAGAUGCCAAUUCAGCCUAUAUGCUGUUUUACGAACGAGAAGGCCUGGACUACGAAUCGUACAUGCCUGACGUGAGCGGACGACUUCCAGACAUGAAAGAAAUAGAAGAUGAAUUUGAAAACGAUUUCAGGAAGAUGUGUUCUAUACAAUAAAAACAGUAACUGUUAUUUUGGUGAAUACAGGAUGAAAGCCAAAAAAUUAUAAAUAAGAAAAAUUUUUAUAGUUGUGUGAAAAUAUUUGUGUAUAUAAUUGCCAAAAAUAUGUCAUUCCUAAAUUGAUUUUCUAUUCAUAUUAAUAUUACUGCUUUAGAAUCAAUUUAGUAAAAUAAUCUUUUUGUUAGGAUUUGACAUAUCAGGGUCUGAGAAGCCAUCACUGUGAUUAGACAAUAUCUCACAGAAGAGAAUUGUCUUGAAUUAUAUACUGGUCAUUGUUUUAUCUUUAUGUACAGAAUUCAUUAUUGCCACAAAGUUGUAUCCUCAAUUAAUUGAUAACAUGCUGAUUAUACAAGAGAAGUGGCAAGAAAAAUAUUCUAAUUUACCCCAUUAUUUGUAAAUUGAACAUAAAAGUAUUUAUCAUGAUAAACAUAUUAUUAUUCACAUUAUGUAAAAUUGCUUUAACAUGUUUGCAAGACAAUUUAGUUUGCUCAUUAAUAUUGAAAAAUAUUUGGAUAAUCUUAUAGUGCCAUUCACUUGUAUAUUAUUUUCUUUAAACACAAAACAUUAGAUUAAAUCACUUUUUAUCUUGUAUAGUUUCUGUAUAUUAUAUACUGGAUGAAUCAGAUAAUUGUUUUGUACUGUAUCAAGAAUUAGAAAAAAAAAA